This is a messenger RNA of Uncinocarpus reesii 1704, 1572 nucleotides long. RefSeq lists its product as uncharacterized. NCBI's taxonomy places the organism in Eukaryota, Fungi, Ascomycota, Eurotiomycetes, Onygenales, Onygenaceae. Gene Ontology annotation, molecular function: iron ion binding; heme binding; monooxygenase activity. The record is from RefSeq and is a predicted model, not a curated record. Bases 1 to 1572 code for a protein of 523 amino acids. The transcript has 4 exons.
AUGGCGUUGGUAUCGAUUGUCUCCGAGCUCAACUCGAGUGCUAUCACCCAUCCGUUUCGCGCUCUUGCCGUCCUCGCUCUCUUGAUUCCGGGCGUCUAUGUGAUCUUCAACGAAUUCGUCCGGGCCGCUGCUCGCGUGCCUGGCCUCAAUGGGCCGAAGGGCUUCCCUUUGAUUGGAAAUCUGUCGCAGAUCCGAGUGAACGCUGCAGAACAGUAUCGCAAGUGGUCGAAACAGUACGGACCAGUCUAUCAAAUCCAGCUCGGCAACAUUCCAGUCAUCGUCGUGAAUUCCGCCGCCGCGGCCAAAGUUCUCUUUGGUCAAAACGCACAGGCCCUGAGCUCUCGUCCGGAGUUCUACACUUUCCAUAAGGUCGUGUCCAAUACUGCCGGGACGACGAUUGGCACAUCUCCGUUUAGUGAAUCACUCAAGCGACGAAGAAAAGGUGCCGCCUCGGCGUUGAACCGACCCUCCGUGCAAACCUACGUCCCGCAUCUCGACCUGGAAUCGAAGGACUUUGUCGCCGAACUCAUGAAGUAUGGAAAGGCCGGACGCGUUGCCGUGGACCCCAUGCCCAUGAUUCAGCGGCUCAGUUUGAGUCUAGCUCUUACGCUCAACUGGGGUAUCCGCAUGGCUUCGCAGGAGGAAGACCUCUUUGCCGAGAUUACCCAUGUUGAGGACGAAAUCAGUCGGUUCAGAAGCACAACCGGGAAUCUGCAGGACUAUAUCCCACUUCUCCGCUUGAACCCUUUUAGUGUUGGCUCCAAGAAAGCUGCUGAAAUGCGUGAUCGCCGCGACAAAUAUCUAAAGUACCUCAACAGCGGGUUGGAGGACAGGAUGGCCAAGAACGAGCACAAGCCGUGUAUCCAGGCGAAUGUUAUGCUUGACAAGGAAGCCAGACUCAAUAACAUCGAACUCACGUCCAUCAGUUUGACUAUGCUUUCUGGCGGUCUAGAUACCAUCACAACCUUGGUAGCCUGGAGCAUCGCUUUGCUUGCUCAACGGCCUGACAUUCAGGACAAGGCUGCUGCAGCGAUCAAAGAAUAUCACUCCGUCGAUCAACCACUAUGUGAUGCUAUGGAUGACCAGCGCUGCGAAUACAUCGUUGCGCUUGUCAGAGAAUGCUUGAGGUACUAUACUGUGCUCCGUCUCGCAUUACCUCGUACAUCGAUCAAGGACAUCACAUACCAAGGAAAAGUCAUUCCCAAAGGCAGUGUCUUCUUUCUCAAUGCUUGGGCAUGCAACAUGGACCCCGAUGUAUGGUCAGAUCCCGAGGUCUUCCGGCCCGAACGUUGGCUGGAACAGCCCGACGCGCCAAUGUUCACGUACGGAGUUGGCUAUCGUAUGUGCGCUGGCUCCCUCCUGGCCAACCGCGAGCUGUACCUCGUCUUCCUCCGCACGCUGAAUUGCUUCCGUAUCGAGCCAGACGGCAAGGUCGAAUGGGACCCGAUCAGCGGCAACUCUGACCCUACCAGCUUAGUCGCCAUUCCCAAGAAGUACAAGGUCAAAUUCGUUCCGAAGAAGGAGAAGCUCCUGACAGAGGCCCUUGAAAACUUCGUUCCUGUGUCCGCGUGA